Molecule: messenger RNA, 1349 nt
Organism: Aethina tumida (small hive beetle)
Lineage: Eukaryota; Metazoa; Arthropoda; Insecta; Coleoptera; Nitidulidae
Gene: Fdh
Product: alcohol dehydrogenase class-3
Exons: 6
Coding region: 120-1253 (377 amino acids)
Biological process (GO): formaldehyde catabolic process
Cellular component (GO): cytosol
Molecular function (GO): S-(hydroxymethyl)glutathione dehydrogenase [NAD(P)+] activity; zinc ion binding
Source: RefSeq, a predicted model, not a curated record
UGUAAAUUUACUUACUACUUUACGAGCUCGUAAGAGAAAUAAUUAUUAAUUACCGGCAUACAGGGACCGGCACUAGUCGUUGAUACUCGAUCCAGCAGAAUACUAAGUAGAAUUCCAUCAUGACUGUCGGAAAGGUAAUCAGUUGCAAAGCUGCCGUAGCUUGGGGCCCUAAGGAAGAUUUAAAAAUCGAAACCAUUGAAGUAGCACCGCCCAAAGCGCACGAAGUCAGAAUUAAAAUCUUGUACACCGCCGUGUGCCACACGGAUUCGUACACCUUAAGUGGACAAGACCCCGAGGGACUUUUCCCAGUGGUUUUGGGCCAUGAAGGUGCAGGUAUUGUUGAAAGUGUUGGCGAGGGUGUCACAUCAGUCAAGCCUGGUGACAAAGUUAUCCCCUUGUAUGUCCCACAAUGUGGGGACUGCAAGUUCUGCAAGUCUCCAAAGACCAAUCUGUGCCAGAAAAUUCGAGUAACCCAAGGUCAAGGGGUAAUGCCCGAUGGUACAUCUAGAUUUACUUGCAAUGGGAAACAAUUGUACCAUUUCAUGGGCACUUCAACAUUCAGUGAAUAUACCGUCGUCGCCGAUAUUUCUAUAGCUAAGAUCGACGAUUCUGCGCCUCUUGAUAAAGUAUGUCUGUUGGGAUGCGGAGUACCAACCGGCUACGGAGCCGCAUUGAACACGGCCAAAGUAGAAAAGGGUAGCACGUGCGCCGUCUGGGGCUUGGGUGCAGUCGGUCUGGCCGUAGGCUUGGGAUGCCAGGCUGCCGGAGCCUCUAAAGUUAUCGGUGUCGACAUCAACCCCGACAAAUAUGAAAUCGCCAAGAAGUUUGGAUUCACCGAAUUCGUCAACCCAAAGAGCUACGAACGUCCGAUUCAAGAAGUGCUUGUUGAACUGACCGACGGAGGUUUGGAUUAUACGUUCGAAUGUGUGGGCAAUGUGCACACUAUGCGUGCGGCUUUGGAGGCCUGUCACAAAGGCUGGGGUGUGUCCACUAUUGUAGGAGUAGCCGGCGCCGGACAAGAAAUCAGUACUCGUCCGUUCCAACUGGUCACCGGAAGGGUGUGGAAAGGAACCGCCUUUGGAGGUUGGAAGAGUGUGGAGAGUGUCCCGGGAUUGGUAAACGACUACUUGAACAAGAAAUUGAAGCUGGACGAGUUUAUUUCUCAUAAUUUACCAUUUGAUAAAAUUAAUGAAGCUUUCCACUUAAUGCACAAAGGAGAAAGCAUUCGCACCGUUUUGGCAUUCAGUAACUAGUAUUUAAACAGGAUCUAUUUUUCUACCAAAUAUUAUAAUUUUGUAAGAAAUGUUUAUUACCAUUUAGUUGAUAAUACAAGUUCAAAAAAAUAACAA